This is a messenger RNA of Pelobates cultripes (western spadefoot toad), 10711 nucleotides long. NCBI's taxonomy places the organism in Eukaryota, Metazoa, Chordata, Amphibia, Anura, Pelobatidae. The record is from the annotation of a GenBank genome assembly.
GUUUCUUUGCCAGUACCUACAGGGGCAGGACAAGCAGAGUCCCGCCCCCUCUGUGAGUAUCCUAUUCCCCUCCCUGCAGGCUGAGCUCAGUGUAACACAAGCUUUGCAGAUCACACAGACACAGGCAGCUAACUCACCCUAUUGGAAUACUUUGUAUCUGGACUUUGUGCUGGGAUUUUCUGGACAUUCUAGAGAGCCAGUCUGACUGGCAGAACCUCUCUCUGAGAGUUGGACCUGGUUUCUGGAUAGGACACGAUCACCCCAGGUAAGGUUAGCCUUAAACUACCGCCUUGUGUGUGCUUUAAUGGCACUCGUUAUACCGAGCAGGAUGGGUCCUUCAAAUGAUUUACAGAUUGAUUUACUUUGUAUUGUAUCUAGGGUUUUACUGAGCGCUAAAAUUCACAGCUUUAGAGCUUUUGUUUUUUUUUGUUAUGGGGAUUUAUUAUUAAAAAAAAAAAAAUAUAUAUAUAUAUAUAUAUAUAUAUAUAUAUAUAGUGUUUUUAUAUUUUAAUAUACAUUCCGUACCAAAAAAACAAACGCUCUAAAGCUGUGCCAUUCUGACCUUCUAUUAUUAUUUUUAAUUUUUUUAAAGCACACUCUGUAUUACCCCCUCCAGUUUGGGCUGUAUGGUUGUAUCAUAUUUUGUUAGGUAAAUAAGACUCAUGUAAUUCUAUCUCACAGCGCUGGGGCAUAUGUUGGCGCUAUGUAGAUAAUUGAAAUUGUGGUGAAUGCCUGCCUGCCCAGAAGCUCCCUACUCCCACCCCCACCCCCUACCUAGUCCUCCUUUCUUAAUAUCCAUACUCCCACCAGGUGAGAAGACCUGUGAGUAGAUAAAGUCCCAUUCCCACUGAUUCCUUUGACCGCUUGUUGGCUCAGUUUGUGUGAUGAUCCUCCUGUAAAAAUACUGGCUUCCUAGAUUUAUUUAUUUAAUUUUUUUAUUUUAUUUUUGUAUCAAAUAUAGACAAUCUAAAUGACUCUUAAUUUCCACUACACUCUAUAUUUUAUUUUUUUUAAUCCGGUGAGUUGGCUGGAGAUUUGUUUUUGAUACCAGAUUACUGGGAUUUUACUUUCUAUAAAGUAGAACUGUGGAUGAUUUUAAAACACUUUUUUUGACCUGUAGAUUAUUUUUAAUACAUACUAUUUCUUGAGACUAUAAUUUAACGUGAAUCUAAAUCUUCUGACUCUUUAAGUGCUAAAGUAAAGGUUGUAUUUUGGGUUUAUUCCACCGUGCUGUACAAUGGAUCUAGCUUUGGCAAUAUAGAAAGGGUUAAUCCUAUGUUUUUAAUUUGAAUAGUGCUAUGGAAAAUGGCUGGCUAUUUUAUGUAUGUUAUAAACUCCCAGUUAAACGUGAUCUCGUUCUGUACACCUUGUUAUACCUGUUUGAACAAUUCCUCACACCCACAUAUUAAUCAUUAUUUUAUUUGGUUUUAUUUUGACCUUGCUGGGUGAGUCACUCUGCAUGGUCAGAGAUUACAUGAUUUGUCUACUUGCUGAUUACAUUUCAGGUUCUUGGUAUUAUAUUAAUGGCUAAGCGUUUGUUAACUCUGUUUAGGAUUUUUAACUUUUUGUGUCUCUGCAAAGGUUAAUAAAAAGCUUAUAAAAUGUAGGUUACAUGUGUCUGGUGGUUUCUCAGUGAUGAAUAUUAUUGGCAAACAUCCACUUUUUUUUAAAGGAACAGUAUAGCAUCAUAGUAAUAGCUAAUCUAUAGCUUUUGAGCAACACUUCCCCCCCUAUCCCCCCCCCACCCCCCCUUGCUAUUUUGCAAGUCACCAGACAGACUAAUUUCAGGGUUUGUGGAGGUCUGAGCACCAUGUGAAGAUCAAUGCUCCAAUAUAUGUUGGAAUCCUGUUCAGUUGUGACUUGAAAGGCUGCUCUUGAAACAUGAGUGUUGGCUCAGGGUGGUUCAAUUCAAUGAGAAACUGGAGCAUUUUGGGAAAACAUUAUAGGAAUGUCAGGAUGACCACAUUUUAUUAUUUGUACAGACCCAGUUCUUUUAAGUCCGUGUUGUCCACAUGUGGACCUCUAGCUGAAGAAACAAGGCUUCUUGCAUUAGGAAGUAAGACUUGGGCAAUAUGCUCUUUAAAGUAUUUUGUGCAUUCACCCCCAAUAUAAUUCUUUAAAGAUGUGUUUCAACUUGAAAUGGCCUGUCAAGGCUAAACUGAACAUCUUUGCUGUUGCAAUAGGUCUUUAACCCUACAAACCGUCUAAUACAUGUUCACAUGAACUCUCUCUAUAUUACUGAUGGUAUGUGCCUAAAACGAUGUCAAUCAAUCUUGUUAAAUUGUCCCAUUGUUGAAACAGGUCUUAAAUUUGGCAAGUUGUUGACAAUGUUCUAGCUAGUCCCCUUUCACAUUACAGGUUAUCAAUUGGCUUUAUAUGAUGUACCAAGGCUUCUUCUAAUAUAUUUUAUAAAGCGUCAACAUAUACCACAGCGCUGAAAAUAAAGUAUGGUAUAAAGCCUAAACCUUGUUAGUGUGAUCCUUGAAAAUCGUGAUGCCCAGAUAAUCACAAACUUCAAUUUACUAUAUAUUUUUUUUUUUUUCUACCAGUAAUCUAGUAUUUUUAAGCCAAUUAUGGGCAGUCACGAGGCCUUCAUAGUGUAAUUCCACUCCUUCUGUGCUAGGGCCAUAAGUUUAUUGCUCUUGGUUAAAUGACGUAAACCUGUUUGGUAAACAGUCCAUUACUGACCAUAAAUUUCCACUGAAUGGGAGGUGUGCCACCUUGGUCACGUGGACAUGCAAUGUCCUGAUAUGAAUAAGCUCUCUGGCCUAAAUAAACAAAGGUGUGAUCUUGAUCCCUGGACUGUCUGCAAACCUCUUAUCUCCAUACCGCUCAGGUUACCAAACUGGGCUUAACAUAUAAUCAAUCCUGCUUGAUGGCAUACUAAUGUAUCUCAAUUAUUCUGCCAGUAACUUAAAACCCAUUAUGACUGAAUAAGAAGAAAUCUGCUCGUCGAGCAUGCCAACUCCUAUCUACCAAACAAUUUAAUGGUUUAUUUUUUUUCCUUCAUGAUGGCCUAAGUCAGGCUUCCCCAAACUCCAGCACUCCAGAUGUUGCUGAACUAAAACUCCCAUGAUUAUAUCAAUGAAAUAGGCUGAGAAUCAUGGAAGUUGUAGUUCAGCAACAUCUGGAGGGCCAGAGUUUGGGGAAGCCUGGCCUAAAUCCUGCCCGAUGCAUUGUAUCUUAAUUAACCCUUCAUUUACAAAGUGCUGAACGAUGGGCCACAGGCAGCGUCUUAACGGAUAAAUGUGCUAGAGGGACCUGCUGGAGCAACUGUGUAGACUAGAAUUGAACAGGGAGAAAAGUUGGUCCAGCUGUUGAACAGUAGAUAAUUUGGACAAUUACUUUCAAAAUGGAAUAAAAUAUCAUAUUAAGGAUUUGUCUCCAUCCACCACCUUCCCCGCACUGGUUUUAACACUGAUCACUUCCAUGACUUGGCUACUUAAAGGCAAUAUAGUGUAAGCUCAGUUGGUUAGUAUGUGGUCAAGUCUUGGGUGGGUGUGUGCGGUGAGGGCUGUGGUGUGGGUUUUUUUUUUUUUUUUGGUCCCCUUACUCAAAGUAUAGAAAGUAAUUGCUACAGUCAAUUAAGUUUAAUUACUCUGCCCCACCAAUCUAUUCCGGUAAUAUUUUUAUAUAUUUAUAUAAUUUUGAGGCAGUUUUGGUAAAAUUUGUAAAUGACCUUAAACCUGACAUUUCCUGCUCUUUCUAGUAUAGAGCUCGGAGAAGCUUCUUGUGGGAAGUGUCAGACACCAGUGAAGAUGUGUGUAUUUUAUGACUUGAAUGACAGACUGUCCCGACCUUCUGGCAAUCUGCUUUUCACAAACUGAGUGGAAUGAGUCAUGUCUAUUAAUGUUGUCGAGAAAUUGUUCACAUACCCUUUUUUUAGUGUUUGUGGCUUUCGCGUUUUCUUGCUCUCGUCGUCUAACAAUGGAUUUGUUUUCGGAAAUGCACAUGAAUUGAAUACAUCCUAUCCCUUAAGGCUGAAAACACCAGCAUGAUGAAUACAUUGUAAGCUACAUUUGUCAAAAGAUUUAAAUUUUUAUUUCUCCGCCCCUCCCAGGAACAAUGACUGAGUUUGGGAUCAGGAACAUGGACCAAGUUGCUCCAGUUUACAACAUGCACAGAGGCAUGCUCAAGGUACGUCGUCCAUCUAAAAAUUCCUUCCUUUGUUAAUCUAGAUAUUGUACUUGCUGUCUUUGUAAUGUCAGGUGGUAAACUGGUGUUUUAUCUGAAAUGUAAAAAUGGCUCAUGACAUUGGGCUAUCUGCUCCAGAAUUUAGUUCUAGAUUUCUGACCUAUUAAUAUGGUUUAUUAAGACCUUCUAGAACACACCAGUGAAUUAAACAGUUUAUCAUACCGACAAAGCACUGGAUAUGUGAAGUCUUAUGAAACCAUAUACAGUACAUGCUAUCUUGUAUCUGCAUUUGUUACAUAACUAAAACAGACUUAUUCAAUGAUUGUCUCUUAAUCAGUGAUCAGAUCAGACGUAAUGAGUUCUUGCUCAAUUUGACCUGUUAAAAUUUUAGCCCAGUUAAGUCCACGUAAGGACAUCAGCGCUGUAAAUAAGAGGGGGACUUCAUGCGGGGACACGGUUUUUAAAGAACAGAUUGUGAUUUAUAGCAAGUAAUACCUUGGUUAUUUUAGUUUUGGGGUUUUUUUUUUUUUGUUUUUGUUUUUUUGUAAAGAGGUUAAAUCUAAGUUUCUGUGAAACUUAUGUGAAUCUCAAACAUAUGGUCUACUAAACCGGUUUUGCUGAUCCAAGAUGGGGGAGGAAUGUGUUUGUAUUUUAGUUUUUGCUACUCGUUGAGCCAGGUGGUGGGGGAAGCUAAUUAACCACUCCAAACAAACUGUGGAGUCUGGGGAAACUAUGCUGUACAAAGUCAUUAAAGAGACAGUUAAACCUGUUUACUUCAUAGAAGCCAUGGGCAACUGAACUCUGGGUCGGCUUGCAUUCCUAAACUGUAGCCAAUAUAUUUGUCCAUAACCCAACAAUUUGGUAUCCGUGUAUUAAAAUGUUUUUAAUUCCCUCCAAUCAACAUUUUAUUUUUAGCUCCUAUGUAUAUUUUAGUCAAAUGAUGCUUUAUUCACCUGAGCAAAAAAAAAACACAAAUCCCACACAUAGUGAUAUAUGCAACAGGAAUGUAUAAUAUAAUUCUUUAGUAUUGUAAAACUAAUCCACUCAGACGUUUAUAUAAAACGAUGGCUAGUUGGCAAGAAUGUUCAAGUCUUUAUUAGUGAACUAUCAAUUUUAAAGUGUCUCUUGUAAAAUGACAGAUUGGUUUAACCUGCUUACAGAGAUUAAAUUGACAGCAGCGUGUGUUCAUCAAAUAGUUAGGGUCAAAGGAUAACUGAUACUGUGUGUGUGUAGUAAAAAAAAUAAAAAUAAAUUCUUGUCCUGAUCCAUUAAAAUCUGCUUCUUUGUGACAGUAAAUGGUUGAAUUACAAAAUUGUUAAUUUAACUUUUUUUUUUCCCUCCCCUUAGCGGCAGUUGGCGUUUGACAAUGUAAAUAUUUCUGCCUCGAUCUUCACUGGAUUAUUUUCCACAUUUGAAGAAGAGCAGGCUGUUCCAACUGGUCUUGACUCUCUGCCCCAUGGUAAGUCUUCAUUUUGGAGUCACUGGUUCGUUGAAAGCCCAGCAUGUAGCUUUUUGAGAUCUAGGUCUCUAAACCUUGAAAACAGACACUGAUGUGCUGUGUGAGACUGUACAUGAGACUUACCAUAUAUUCAUUCCAACUUAUGUGGGUUAUUUAAAUUUUUUUUUUUUUUUCAGAUUCAAACAGCUGUGAGCUGCCACUUCUGACACCUUGUAGCAAGGCCGUAAUGACCCAGGCUUUAAAAGCUACCUUCAAUGGAUUUAAAAAGGAACAGGGAAGACUAGGAAUCCCAAGCAGUAAGUAUUCUCUUUAAAUGCCAUUAUAUAAAACUUACAGUACACUUUUUUUUUUUUUUUUUUUUUUUUCUGUUAAAUGCUGUCUGUGAUUAGGGCUUUAACCAGUUAAGGACACAUGUGUGACAUGUCAUGAUUCCCUUUUAUUCCAGAAGUUUUGGUCCUUAAGGGGUUAAAGGAUUACUGUGUCAUGUAUAAUUUUUUUUAUUUUUUUUUGGGGGGGGCGGUUUGUGUUGGAGGAGGGGUGUAGUGGGAGGAUGGGUUGAAUGAAGUACAUGGGGGUCCAUUGCCUGUUUGUCAGCAUGGUGUUUUCAUGGUGAAACAUUGCAGUACGGACUCCAGGGUCCUGGGCCAUGAAGGUGCUUAUUUUUGUUUAUAGACCCCCUGCAGCUGGGAAGGUAAAGCAUCAUGUAAACCCAGUGACCACAAGUUGCCCAGAGGGAGUUUGCAAGAAAAAUAGCCACAUUUUAACAUGCUACACUUCAAAGGAGAAAGUAGUGUUUGCACAGCUGGAAUUCGUCACUCUUACAAUGCAGCCUAUGGAAAACCUUAGCGCUAACUGUUCUUCCUGAAUGUAUGGGUAGAUGGUCAGCUCCUCUAAACACAUUACCUCCUUGUAACUCUACAGUUAAAUCCUAGAAGUGCAGCGUUUCUGUGUUAACACUGUAUGUUUGUGUGUUGAAUGUUUUAAUGAAUCUUAACUUUUUGUAUAAAGCUGAAAGGCAGAAAACAUUCAGGGAAUUUCCAUUUAUGAAACCGUUGUAUUGCACAAUAGUCAAAGCAGUCGAAGUACGUUUGUAGAAAUUCCUCUCCCCUCCCGUUUAGUCAUCAGAACAUGUUCUAUAAAAUACAAAUGACUAUAUUUAAAUACAACAAGGAGGUGGUAAAUAUUUUUUUUUUUAUAUUUUUAACAUUUUUCUAAAGCAUACUUUGACUUUUUUUUUUUUUUUCAUGUGUAAAUAGUUCAAUACUUUAUAUAAUUUUUUAUUUAUUUUUUUUUCCAGACCCUUGGCUUUGGGAUGAAAAUCAAGUUUGCCAGUGGCUUAUAUGGGCAGUUACGGAGUUCUCUCUGGAGAAUGUGAAUUUUCAGAAGAUUAUGAUGCCUGGACAUGACUUGUGCAACCUUGGAAAAGAACACUUUCUAGAACUGGCUCCAGACUUUGUGGGUGACAUAUUAUGGGAGCAUCUGGAACAAAUGAUUAAAGGUAUAUUUCGGAAGGCGCUGUUUAGUUUUGCCUUAUAGACGGUUUUCCUGAGUUGAGCUCUUGCCUAACGAAUGGUCAACCCAUUUUGGGAAAUCUACUUAAAACUUGUAGUAAUUGAAUUUUUGUUCUUUCAGAACAUCAAGAGAAAACUGAAGACCAAUAUAUGGAGCACUCACGAAAUGUAUCAGUUCCUCAGUGGAUGACCACAGACUCAUUAAGUAAGUAGCUUUGUUUUGUCUAACUGGAUCUGCUAGCUUUGUGUAUUCUAAUAAGGCUGCUUUAUUAUACACUUUUUUUUUUUUUUAAUUUUUUUUUUUUAUUAAACACUAACUUGUUUUUAAACUGUUCAGUUAUUGAGUGGAAUAUUCUAAUGUGGUGGGGCUUUUUUUUUUUAUUUUAUUUUUUAAUUUUAAAUUUUAUUUUUUUUUUUCUCCUUAUAGACUUCAGUAUGAAUACUCUACAAUAUGCAUCACGGUGCAGAGCUACCACAAAUCUGGAAUGUAUAAAUGACAUGUGCCAGGUAUCUGCUGGACAAAAUCUACAUAGCAUCAAACAAGAGUUCCAGCCUUAUCCUUGUCUAAAAUCCAUGGAACCAAAUUAUACUAGUCUUAAUCGUAGCUAUGCAAGCAACGGCCUAAAUGCAAUACUAAAUUCUGGUAAGAAAAUGGAAACUUCACUUGUCUGUAUUUAAAGUCCAUCACUAAUCUGCACAGUCCUCUAAAUAUGCUCUCUUCCUCUUCUACAGGAAAAUCCAGAGAGCGUGACUCUGGAGAGAACUGCACGGACAGUUUUGAAAGCUCAGAUUCCUUGAUGCAGUCUUGGACCAGUCAGUCCUCCUUGGUGGACAUGCAACGAGUUCCUUCCUACGACAGUUUUGAAGAAGAUGGCAGUUCAUCAUUGUGUGUCAACAAGCCAACCAUGUCGUUCAAAGAUUAUAUUCAGGACCGAAACGAGCCAAUGGAACAAGGGAAACCAGUAAUACCUGCAGCUACUCUUGCAGGCUUUACAGGUAAGCUAAUUAGUCUGCUUUCUCAAGGUUCUAGUUAUCUAAUUUACUUUCUGCCAUAGUGCACAAAUCCUAUUACGGCAUUUGUAAAAAAAUUUUUUGGCAACGUUGUCGUCAGAUCUCCUAUAAAGUCUUGGUCACUUGUAAAUAAAAUACUACAUAUUGAAAAAGUGAUAUUUAAUAAAACACUUAAUUGAGAGGGGAAUAAAAUAUUGUCUAUUUGACAAAAUGAGUGCAAAGAAACAAGUGUAAUGCACACCCUAAAAAAGGAAUACGUCCUGCAGGGUGCACCAGAAAGGGAAGGCCAAUCCCUGAAGACCUUAAAUUCGGGAGUAAUCAAAUCUUGAUAAAAGCUCAGAGGAGCUGAAACGUUGCCUCCACUUCCUUGUUUCAAAUAAAGACUGCCUUUUAGAAGAAACCUUAGGUGUGCCUGGAUAUUUUCCACUAUUGGACUAAAUGAGACUGCAGGACCAAAUUUUUUAUUUUAUUUCCCCACUUUAACAUUCUCUUGUUCAGCAUGAUUAAUGCUGUUGAAAUGAUCAGAUCCUUCAUGUAGUUUGUCUUCUAAAGUUGAGCAAAGCAAAACCAAAUGCCAAACUAGCUCUCUGCAAAUAGACAUCAAGCAGAAGUUACAUGAACAGAGAAGUAAGAGUCAAUAAAUGUAUACUGCACUUUCCAACCUUCACAAAGUUCAAUCUUUUCUAUGGUGUCUUUUUUUACAGGCAGUGGACCUAUUCAGCUGUGGCAGUUCUUACUGGAAUUAUUAACGGAUAAGUCCUGCCAGCCAUUUAUUAGCUGGACCGGUGACGGCUGGGAAUUUAAACUCACUGACCCCGAUGAGGUGUGUAUUACAAUUGCAUGCUUUAUAAAGAAAACUCAUCCUUGUGUAAAUUGCAGAUUAGUAGAAUAAUGGGAAGUAGGAGUCUCUGUAAAACAAGGCACAUUAAGGUUUUGGAAUAGGUUUCCUACAUAUGAAAGUGCUGCCUGCUUCCGCUGCCAAAAGCGGCUUUCUCUGUACUAGAAGUAUCUUAUUAGCUUGGUGAAGGCUGCCAAUCUGGGUGGGAUGGUGGCAACUAACCUUAUCAGCUACUACAGUUUUCAUUAAAGAAGUAAGAUGCCAAUGUGUCUUGCUUGUUAGUGUUACUUUUAUAGCAAAUGUGUAGGCGGCGUGUACGGGAUUGGGACAUCUUUCAGUUGAUGGCUUUCAUCCCAUAUUUCUUUCUUUUCCCCCCCCCCACCCCUCCCCCUCUCUCCUUUCCUGUUGGACUUGGUUGGGUUUUUUAUUUUUUAGUUUUUUUUAGUUCAUGCUAUUCAAAUAUUUACAUGUUACCCAUUUUAUUUUAAUCACUCAGGUUGCACGUCGUUGGGGUAAGAGGAAAAACAAGCCUAAAAUGAAUUAUGAGAAGCUAAGCAGAGGACUAAGAUACUACUACGAUAAAAACAUCAUCCACAAGACUUCAGGAAAAAGAUACGUGUACCGGUUUGUGUGUGACCUUCACAACCUUUUGGGAUACACAGCAGAAGAACUUCACGCCAUGUUGGGCGUUCAACCAGACAAUGAUGAAUGAUGGUCUGAGUGGAGCACCUGGGACAUGAGCACGACAAUUGUACUGUGAAACUGACCACUUGUGGUUGGUAUUGCUGCACUGUUCAGGGUCUAUGGACUCUUGAGACCAAAAGGACAUGAAAGAAAUUUCAUAUUUUAAUGGCAUUUUUUUGAGACCUUGCAAGGAGUGCCGUAUGGUCUCUCCUCUGCUGUCCUGAAGAAUUUUGCACGUAAUCUCAAGGAUUGCUUAUGACUUUAACAUUCACUGCAUGGUGAUUAAGAGUUGUUGACUUGUGGCGUUAACCAAACUGGAAGAGACUUUUAAGGCAUGUGAGAUAUGCAGUUUGUAGUCUGUGUUUUAAUAGAAUUAUGCUGUUUUGAGGAGGGGGGAGGGUUGUUUUUUGUGGAUCAUGGAUGGUCCAGCAGUGGCUCAUAAGACUUCCUGAUGUCCUCGUACUCAAACAGCAUGGUGCUGCCUGACUCACAGGUUAUGUACAUAUUUGGACUGCACUUCUUGUAUAGGAAUUUUUUUUUUUUUUCUCACCAUUUCAACUCCUUUGUAAAUGUUAGAUUUCAUAUUUUAUUUACAAAAUGGAUGUGUAUAUUUGAUCUCUAAAUAUGUAAAUUAAGGGUUUUUGUUUUUAAGCUUUGUUUAAAACAAGCAUGCAGUGCUUGCCAGAGUAAGCAAAUCGGCCUAUGGAUGGAAUGGAACAAUAAUCUCCCCAUCUUGAAAAGGUUAAUUUGUCUUACAAAUAUUGCACAUCUGAAAGGUUUUGCUUUCCAGUGUUUUGUAUAUAGUAUUUUUGUUUAAAUAUUUUAUUCUUAUUGCAGUUUUGUUUUAUAAUAUGGACUUUAUAUUAAAUAUCAAAAUCCUUUGCCAAACAAAAGGGGUAUGUGUAGCAGCUAUUUUAACUGCAAAUGGUUUAUUUGGAUUAAUUUUUUUUAAAACUUGUAUUUUAUAUCUAAAGUGCCUUGUAAAGUAAAGAAUCUAUUUCUGCAUAAAGUAAUUGGGUUCAUAGAACACAUGGAUCAAAUUAUGAUUAAAAUCUUUUCAAGGAGCAAAAACAA